Molecule: messenger RNA, 2151 nt
Organism: Olea europaea var. sylvestris
Lineage: Eukaryota; Viridiplantae; Streptophyta; Magnoliopsida; Lamiales; Oleaceae
Product: lecithin-cholesterol acyltransferase-like 4
Exons: 9
Coding region: 271-1860 (529 amino acids)
Biological process (GO): lipid metabolic process
Molecular function (GO): glycerophospholipase activity
Source: RefSeq, a predicted model, not a curated record
CUUAUCUUUUUCCUCCUCACUUCCGUUAUCUUCACGGCUUCUCUCCGUCAUCACUCACCUCCACCCCAUCACCGCAGCGGAAGUAUUUCUCAAUAAACUCCGCUUUGUAUGUAAACUAUCAAUAACCCCCACCCCACCCCCCCCAAAAAAAACGAAUAUGAAAACCUGCAUAAUCGUAUAACGAUUAUAAAAAUACGUUUAAUUUUAUGAGCUACGGUUUGAUUGUAUAAUUGGGAGAGGAAAAAUACAAAAACUCGCACACAUAUAUAGAUGGCAGUGUUGUUGGAGGAUAUAGUGAAGUCAGUGGAGCAGUUGCUGAAGCUGAUCGGCAAGAACAGCCAGGAGCAGGCUUACGUGGACCCGACGCUAGACCCGGUCCUCUUGGUACCUGGUAUCGCCGGUUCUAUCCUUAAUGCCGUCGAUGAGAAAACAGGUAAAGAGGAGCGGGUUUGGGUCCGGAUCCUUGGGGCUGACCACGAGUUUUGUACCAAGCUUUGGUCUAUCUUCGACCCUACUACAGGUCAAUUUUCUGAUUUUUCCGUAUAUCAUGUGAUCUAUACUGUCUAUUUUUUUCAUGAGCUUUUGUUUCAAUUUCUGUUCCUGUUAUACCUUCGCCUGUACAAUAUGCAUGUUCCUGCUGGGGGUAUCCGAUUAUUUGCUCAUUUUUAUAUUUUUAGACAUAUAUUUCUGCAUUUCAGGUUUCAAGGAACAAUGGAGGGCCUAGCAGCGAAGCUUGAGUCAGUGUAUACUGCAUCUGGGGGAAGAAAAAUUACAAUCAUAAGUCAUUCCAUGGGUGGUCUUCUUGUUAAAUGUUUUAUGGGCCUGCAUAGUGAUAUUUUUGAGAAGUACGUGAAGAAUUGGAUUGCAAUAGCUGCACCAUUCCGCGGUGCUCCUGGAUAUAUUACCUCUACACUUUUGAAUGGAGCAUCAUUUGUGGAAGGAUGGAAACAGAAUUUUUUCAUUUCAAAAUGGAGCAUGCACCAGAUGUUGAUUGAGUGCCCAUCAAUAUAUGAAUUGAUGGCCUGUCUAGAUUUCCCUUGGGAACACAUUCCACUUCUGGAAAUCUGGAGGAAGAUGUCUGAUAGUGAUGGAAAUUCCACCACCAUGCUAGAGUCUUAUCCCCCAAUAGAAGCGGUAUCAAUAUUUAUGGAGGCUCUUUCAAGCAACAAGGUUAAUUAUGAUGGUACUGAUAUUUCUUUACCAUUCAACUUGGAGGUUUUGAAGUGGGCUAAUGAAACACGAAAGUUGUUGAGCUGCGCUAAGGUUCCCAAUCGUGUUAAGUUCUACAAUAUUUAUGGGACAAAUAACGAAACACCCCAUAGUGUUUGUUAUGGAAGUGAGGAUGCACCUGUAUCUGACCUGCAACAGUUACCUGCUCUCAUGGCAAAGUACAUAAAUGUUGACGGUGAUGGAACUGUUCCAAUGGAAUCUGCUAAGGCAGACGGGCUUCAAGCAGAAGCAAGGGUUGGAGUCCCUGGGGAUCACCGUGGAAUUCUUUGUGAUCGUCAUGUGUUCAGAAUUCUCAAGCACUGGUUGAUGGCAGACCAUGAUCCUUACUACAAUCCAGUUAACGAUUUUGUAGUUCUACCUACCUUGUUUGAAAUUGAAAGUCACAAAGCAAGCAGCGGCUUGCAAGUAACUUCGGUGAAAGAGGAUUGGGAAAUUAUUGGGGAAAACCAAGAACAAGAACAAGACAGUGUUGCUGAGAAAAAGCCAUUGGUGGGUUCAAUUUCCGUCUCUCGCGUUGGAGGUGAUAAAUCCUUGCAGGAAGAGGCCCGUGCCACUAUUACUGUUCAUCCCCAACGCAAUGGAAAGAAGCACGUUGGGUUAAAGGGCAUGUCUAUCUCGGCAGGUGCAUAAAGAACCUUCACCAUCGUUGGACUAUGGUAACGGUCAUGGAAAAAUAGGCAACCUUCAUGUAUUGGUUAGUGUUGUGGUUGUUCUCUGUAUAUUUAUAGAGUCACGUAUUAUCAUAUAUGUAUUCUAUUGGAACGUGGUCUACGAAUAUCCGUUGUAAAUAGCGUCAGUUUUACCUCUUCAUUGCCAUGUAUCUAUGGCUAUACUGUAUUGGGGCAUUUCUUGCAGAACGUUUAAAUUUAGCCCUUCUUUGAGUGGCAUUAUUAGAAUGAAAAUGUAUUUUUGAAUAGUGUA